GACGCUGUCGUUUUGGUGGUAUAGUGUUUGAUAAAUAUCAUAAACAUCAAAAACUCAUAAACACACAAGGCCCUGCAAGCAAAUUAAUAAUGGCGUCAUUGGUAUCGCUUCAAAACAGUGGAAAUUCCAUAAGCUUCUCUGCCCACUUGAAGUCUUCAAUCACUACCAACCACUCUUUCCCUCUCAACAACAACAAACUAAAGCUCAGUUUCUCUCAAGACCCAAACAAGCUUAGCUCUCUAUGCACCUACGCCGCCUCCGAUAACACCAAAACGAACAACUCCACCAGGGUGUAUCGCCGCCAUGGUUCCAACACUCACCACCGCCUGGCCACAAAAAACCGACCUAACCCCCGGAAGCUCAACACUGAAAAUCGAAACGAAAACCACCAAUCUCCUGCAAACCCAACAUUCCAAAGCGUUGAUGUGGAUUUGAUCAAGCUAUGCCAAGAAGGUAAGGUGAAAGAAGCUUUAGAUUGUAUGGGUCAAGGCGUUUCAGCGGAUUAUAAUGAUUUCGGGGCGUUAUUGGAUGCUUGUGCGGACACGAAUUCGCUUGAAUUGUCCAAAAGAGUUAAUGAUAUGUUGAGAAGGUCGAAGUUCGCGGGUGAUAUCGAUUUGAACAAUAAAUUGAUAAGUGUUUAUGGGAAAUGCGCUAGUAUGAGAGAUGCUCGUAGGGUGUUUGAUAAAAUGCGUGAACGGAAUUUGGCCUCUUGGAAGUUGAUGAUUAAUGGCUACGCUGCGAAUGGGAAUGGAGCUGAUGGGUUGUUGUUGUUUGAAGAAAUGAGAAACGGUGGAUUUCAGCCGGAUAACGAGACUUUUCUGGCUGUUUUAUCGGCUUGUGCAAGUGCAGGCGAUGUUGAGGAGGGAGUAAAGUACUUUGAAUUGAUGAAAAAUGAAUAUAGUAUUGCUCUGGGGAUUGAACAUUAUAUAGGGGUUAUUAGUGUUUUCGGGGAAGCUGGGCAUUUGAAUGAGGCUGUGGAGUUUAUUGAGAAUAUGCCGAUUGAGCCGACAAUCGAGAUUUGGCAGGCAAUUCGGGGCUUUGCACGAAUUCAUGGAGAUAUAGACCUUGAAGAUCAUGUCGAUGAGUUGUUGCUUGAAUUUGAUCCUUCGAUAAGCAGUGAGAACGAACUCCGAGUUCCUACGAAGAAGAAACAUUCUACAAUUAACAUGAUUGAGGAGAAGAACAGAGUGAGUGAUUAUAAGUGCAUAAACCCUUUCAAGGGAGAAGGAAAUGAGAAGUUUAAAGGCUUGAAUGGGCAAAUGAGGGAAGCCGGAUACGUGCCGGAUACAAGGUAUGUGCUUCAUGACAUCGAUCAAGAGGCGAAAGAGCAAGCCUUGCAAUACCAUAGCGAGCGAUUGGCGAUCGCUUAUGGUCUUAUUAGUACUCCAGCGAGGACACCUCUUAGGAUCAUUAAGAACUUGAGAAUUUGCGGAGAUUGCCACAAUGCGAUCAAAAUCAUGUCCAAGAUUGUUGGAAGAGAGUUGAUUGUAAGGGACAACAAAAGGUUUCAUCAUUUCAAGGAUGGCAAAUGCUCUUGUGGAGAUUACUGGUAAAGCUGUAGAAAACCUGGCCUUGAUUUUGUACUUACUGUUAAUCGCUUGCAUCAAGACAUUGUGGAAUGCUUGUAUUGAAAUAUAAACAUCCAGUCAAUGAAAUUUAAAUCCAAUAGCAACCUUUGAGUCAUUGAAA
This is a messenger RNA of Gossypium arboreum, 1689 nucleotides long. RefSeq names its product pentatricopeptide repeat-containing protein At2g15690, mitochondrial-like. The coding region runs from base 90 to 1553 and encodes 487 amino acids. Lineage: Eukaryota; Viridiplantae; Streptophyta; Magnoliopsida; Malvales; Malvaceae. The record is from RefSeq and is a predicted model, not a curated record. Gene Ontology annotation, biological process: RNA modification. Gene Ontology annotation, molecular function: protein binding; zinc ion binding; RNA binding. The transcript has a single exon.